GCGGCAGUGAUUGACUUCAGCACAAAGGUGGCUCUAGAGUUCCUUUUUAAAACACUCUCUCUUUGGCUACUUUUGUGGGUGAUGUAACUUCCGGAGGAAGUUCCUCCCUGAUUCCAAUGAGGUCAGUAUCUGUGUGUUUUUAUGAAAAGAGCGGACGCCUAUACCCACCAGAAUAAAACAUAAAGUAUUUAGAUUUCUCAGUUGGAGGGUUCACAGGAUCGAACAUGUCUGAUACGGAUACAAAGCCUUCAAGUCACGAUUCGGGAGACAAGAAGGAUGGAGAAUAUAUCAAACUCAAAGUCAUCGGGCAGGACAACAGUGAAAUCCAUUUCAAAGUGAAGAUGACGACACAUUUAAAGAAAUUAAAAGAAUCAUAUUGUCAGAGACAGGGUGUUCCUAUGAAUUCCCUAAGGUUUCUCUUUGAGGGACAGAGAAUUGCGGAUAACCAAACUCCAAAAGAGCUGGGGAUGGAAGAUGAGGACGUCAUUGAAGUUUAUCAGGAACAAACAGGAGGACACUUGGACAAUUAGACUUUCAAUAUAUAUAUUUUUUUGCUCUUUUUUUUCUGGUUAUUAGUAAUAGGCUGUAAUACCAUGAAACAUAGAUGAUACUCAUCAGGGCUCCCUUAGCUUUAAAGGGAGGGGUAGUUGCCCCCCCAGCCCCCCUCUACCCUUCUUCUCCAUGCCCCUCAACACGCAUCUGAAAUUCCUGGAGCAACCCAGUAAUAAACGGGGAGAAGAAGUGCAGCUUUACAGCACAACCUUUUUUUUUUUUUUUUCUUGCUCGUCUGCAAGCUUCAGAAUUUAUAUAAUCAGGAUAAAUAUAUCAGGAUAUAUUGAACUGGUUAAUGGAACCAGUGCUCUAAUCUGUCCAGUUAGCAUAUAUGCCCUUUGAAACCACAGCCUUUUCAGACAACGGUUACACAAUUCUUGGAAUUUGCUUACCACCCUUUCAGCAGGAGUUCUUCCUUAGCCUGUCAUCUGUAAAGGGUUCUACAGGACAGCAGUUAGUUGGGUGUAGGUCUAUGCAUCGACCCACCGCUGUGUUCAGUCCUUGUAUGAACUACUGAUCCUCCGAUGCAUGUUUUAUUAUUUUUUAGUUGAAGCUUACAAGCUCUGGUAAAGUUUUAGCACCGUUGGUUUAAAUAGCAGCCUUUGUGUGACUGGCGGCAGUGCUUGUCUCAUUGCUGAGUAUUUAGUCUUCUAUUGGAAAGCCAUAUGUAAUGUUCACAUUAAUUAAUACUGUAUGUUGCUCCAUGUGUAAUUACAAGAUGCUUAAAACAUGACUAUACCCAUA
Molecule: messenger RNA, 1296 nt
Organism: Acipenser ruthenus (sterlet)
Lineage: Eukaryota; Metazoa; Chordata; Actinopteri; Acipenseriformes; Acipenseridae
Product: small ubiquitin-related modifier 1
Exons: 5
Coding region: 225-530 (101 amino acids)
Biological process (GO): protein sumoylation
Cellular component (GO): nucleus; PML body
Molecular function (GO): protein tag activity; ubiquitin-like protein ligase binding
Source: RefSeq, a predicted model, not a curated record